This is a messenger RNA of Epinephelus lanceolatus (giant grouper), 3042 nucleotides long. It is a transcript of the gene pms1, whose product is annotated as PMS1 homolog 1, mismatch repair system component. Gene Ontology annotation, molecular function: ATP hydrolysis activity; ATP binding; mismatched DNA binding. NCBI's taxonomy places the organism in Eukaryota, Metazoa, Chordata, Actinopteri, Perciformes, Serranidae. Gene Ontology annotation, biological process: mismatch repair. The record is from RefSeq and is a predicted model, not a curated record. Gene Ontology annotation, cellular component: MutLalpha complex.
CGGGAAUUAGGUCAUUUCCGCUGUGUUGCUCGUGCCAGUUGUUUAUGAAAGAUUGAACGGCGGCUUCAGUCAAAAGGACUCGUCUAAACACCCGAAAUCAUGAAGCAGCUGCCUCCAGAUACUGUGCGGCUGCUGUCCAGCUCCCAGGUCAUAACCUCUGUGGUGAACGUUGUGAAAGAAUUGAUGGAAAAUUCCCUGGACGCUGGGGCCUCAAGCAUUGACGUUAAAAUGGAGAACUAUGGUUUGAAUCGAAUAGAAGUGCGUGAUAACGGCCAUGGAAUCAAAGCUGAAGAUACUCCUGUGAUGGCCGUGGCACAUUUUACUUCAAAGAUUGGUAGCCACGAAGACUUGGAGCAACUUGAGACGUAUGGCUUCAGAGGGGAGGCACUGGGCUCCAUCUGUGCCGUGGCUGAGGUGGCUGUUAUCACAAAGACAGAGGAGGAUGACAUCAGCACCCACUACACACUUAACUUCACAGGGGAGAUUGUUUCUAAGAAGCCUUCCCACUUAGGUCAAGGUACAACAGUGAGCGUACUGAAGCUUUUCAAGAAUCUUCCAGUGAGACGGCAGUACUAUUCCUCCACCAAGAAGUGCAAGGAGGAAUUGAAGAAGGUGCAGGACCUGCUGAUGGCCUAUGCCAUUAUUAAACCUGACUUGAGGGUCACGCUCGUUCACAAUAAGGUGGUGGUUUGGCAGAAGGCCAAGGUGGCCGAUCACAGAAGUGCCCUCGUCGCUACACUGGGGGCCGGCGCCGUUGCCAACCUGCUCCCUUGCCACCAUCACCAAGAGCAACCAGAGAUUGUUUUAGAUGGCUUUUUUCCAAAGCCUGGAGCAGAUUACUCUUCUACAAGCUCAUCUAACCCUGACAAAACAUUUAUAUUUGUCAACAACCGGCCUGUCCACCAAAAAGAUAUAAUGAAGUUGGUGCGUCAACACUACACCGCUCAGUAUCCAGAUGACCAGGCCAGAAACCGCUACCCCACCCUCAUGCUUAAAAUUAUGGUCCCACCAUCCUCAGUCGACAUCAAUCUGACACCAGACAAGACCCAGGUUCUUCUUCAUAACAAGGAGGCUGUGCUGAUGGCAGUAGAGAUAUUUCUGGUUUCUGUCUAUGGCCAUCGGCCCAGUGGUGACCCACCAGCUGAGAAGCACCUCAGUCAUGAGACGUCCCCGUCACUAUCUAGUCCUUCGCAGACUGAUGCUUCACAAUCAUACAAUGAACAAAGUAAAGACAUGGACGACAGUCUCACCAACCACCAUGGUAACAUGCUUGGAGAUGUACCUGAACACAGUGAAACAGCUCUGUCAACAGCAGUAAGCACAGCUGCUUCACUGGACUGCCAGACCUCAAACGGCAGCUCUUCAUCCUCUGUAACAGAGGACUGGAUCAUCAACCAAAUCCCAGCUGGACUUGAGUCUAAAUUUUCUCUCUGUGACGACGAAAUGGCUCAAAGCUGCACCCCGACAGCAGACAGAGGUUCAGCAAGCAAGUCCCCUGAGAGACUUGAGGACAAUGCUGCAUCAGGUGCAGAUGCGAGCAAAGACCACAUAUCAGCUGAAGACUGGAGCAGGGGGACGGCUUUGACUGACCCUGUAUCACGAGAACCCUUACUGCCCGUCAAAAUCCACCAGCCCUCAAAGAACAAUAAUUCCGACUCAGAUGAGAUCAAGUGUCCAGACAGCUCUAACAAAAAGAUGUUCAAUGCUAUAACAGAGAAGCGGGCUGCUCUAACAGCCUACGACCUGAUCAGCAACCGUGCCAUGAGGGCACCACUGUCUCCUGCCGCCCUGUUCGAGAAGGAGGCCAGAACAGAGAUCCUCAGGGAGAAGCCUACAGCCAGCCUGCAGGAUAUCAGCAUCGCCGUUCAUGAGAGGUGGAAAAAUCUGAGGGAGGAAGACCGUAAGAAGUAUGAGGAGAAGGCAAGAAAACACCUGGAACACCACGACCAAAGGACCAAGUUGGCCUCUGCUGAAGGCCCCAGAGAGACGAGCGUUAGCACCCCAAGGGGACAUGCACAGGGCCAGAAACGCAAGGCCCCACUGUCCAACCAGCAGCUGCUGGACCAGCUCUUCUCUGAACAGCCCCAAAAGAAGACAAGGAGCCCUGCACCUAAGCCCUCGCAGCCCCUCCCCUGCAGUGUAGCUGCCCUUCGGCUGCAGCUUCAGCGCCUUUCAUCCCAGAGCAGCACAGUGCCACAGGGCCUCCGUCUUGUAAACCGGCUGGCCUCUCUGAGCGCCUGGGUCAUUUUAUGUGGUCAGAGGCUCAUGUUGUUAAACCCAUUUCGAGUGGAGGAGGCCUUGCUGUUUAAGAGACUCCUAGAGAAUAAUAUACUUCCAGCAGUGAGUCUGCAGAACCCUAUACAGUUAACAGAUGGAAAUCUAGGGGGAGCUGAAUAUACUGAAGCUUUGUGCAACAUGGAGAAACAAAGCCCUGAGCUAAAUGGAGGGGCCCUCUUCUCUGAUCCCAGGCUUGUGGCUAAUGGGUUUAAAAUCCAACUCACUCCAGGCCUCACGUCAGCCGAGAGACAUCUGGAAGUGACAGCAAUGGCAGACUGCGUGCCUUUCCUCGGUGUGGAGGACCUUAGGGAGAUCCUGACUGCAGUUCUUCACAGAAAGGCCAGGACCGUGCAAGAGUGCCGGCCACUUAAAGUCACAAACUACCUACAAGGUGAAGCAGUACGACUUGCCCGUCAGUUACCUACAAAGUUAUCCAGGGAAGAUGUGGAGGAAACCCUUCUACGGAUGGAUAAGCAGCUCGCUGAGAGCAACCGGACCUGCAUCCAUGGACGACCAUUUCUCCAACACCUAUCUGACAUCCCUACUACAGACCAGGAAGCUAAAGCUCUGCUGAAGCCUUUAGAGCUGUGAGAAGUAGACGCCUCAAUAAAAAUAAUCACAGCAAUAAAUUAUUAAUGGAGCAGCUGUCUCAUUUUAAUGCAGCUGAUUAUUCCCAAAGUAAAUUAACUCAUUUGUUUUCAUUCAGCUCAAAUGAUGUCCAACUUUGUUACAAGCAGAACAUAAAAAUAAAAGUAUUUUUCCACA